Strongylocentrotus purpuratus (purple sea urchin) is the source of this 7196-nucleotide messenger RNA. RefSeq names its product BAI1-associated protein 3. The transcript is spliced from 27 exons. Bases 1 to 4848 code for a protein of 1615 amino acids. NCBI's taxonomy places the organism in Eukaryota, Metazoa, Echinodermata, Echinoidea, Camarodonta, Strongylocentrotidae. The record is from RefSeq and is a predicted model, not a curated record.
AUGUCUUCUUUCAUUUCGGCGGAUGUCGCCCAUGCCAAAUGGUCUUCACUUAGGUAUGCAACCCUGGAUGCUGCCAGCAUCCUCAUCAUUGUCAGUUCUUCAACUGUAGACUUUCACAGGUCACUCAAGAUGGAGAGAGAACGCCGCCUUGUGUUGCUGGAUUGUUUGAUGGCCAUCCAACACAAUCAGAUGCAGAUGAAGAUCCUGAUGGCCAAGAUGCAAGCCAUCCUUGAAAGGAAAAAAGAGAGGAUGUGUUGGGUUCGUCACUGGAUCACAUUGCGACCACACCAGGGUGCCUAUGGUAACCUGAUGCACCUGCUACGCAAUGAGGAUGUUCAGGGCUUCCGCAACUUCACCCGCAUCACACCUGCCAUGUUUGCCGAAAUGGUCACCCGCCUCACUCCUCGCUUACAGAAGUAUGAUACCUGGUACAGGAAGGCCCUUCCAGUAGGCUUGAAGGUCGCCAUCACCAUGCGCUACCUUGCCAGUGGGGACUCCUACCACAGCCUGAUGUACCUAUUCUAUGUACCCCACAACACCAUCUCACUCUUGGUGUUGGACGUGUGUCAGGCCAUCUACGCUGAGUAUGGCGAGGAGACCAUCAGCAACCCAUCUACUCCAGAGGGGUGGAAGGGCAUUGCCCAGACCUUCUCCGACCGGUGGAACUUCCACCAUUGCCUGGGAGCCUUAGAUGGCAAGCACAUCCGCAUCAAGGCACCCGCGAACUGUGGCUCCCAGUUCUACAACUAUAAGGGGUACAACUCGAUUGUACUCCUUGCCCUGGUUGAUGGCAACUACAAGUUCCGGUGGGUGGAGGUAAGACAUACGUUGAAGCGCGCGUCAAACGCGAUGGUUAGACCGCCUUCUAUACACCUGAUAGAGGUUAAAAUUACCACUGAGGGGGAGGUAGAAACAGUACUGCCAAUAACAGCGGAUGAAGAGAUGGAGUUCAAGGAAUUCUACUCUGCCGUUCUGCAGACCCUCCUUCACCCUCUGGGAAAGGUAGACGGCAUGAAAUUCAACCCUCUGGAACUUGUUGGACAUCUGCAGAGGAUAUUCCAUGUUCCUAAUGCAUCCCACAGUACACUAGUGAAGGAGGAGGUCAACAGAAGACCGGAUCGUUUCUUUCUGAGGGUGACUGUUGUGGAAGCUAAGGAUAUCAAGGGAAUGGAUCCUAAUGGUAUGAGUGAUCCGUAUUGCAUCCUGACCCACUGCAACAAGGCAUUCAGUAGCCCCGCCCAGCAACGCUCCUCCCACCACCACUCCCAUAACAAGGGCCACGCCCGUAGCGACAGCUUUGACCAGCUCCUUGGCUACCAGUCCCACCAGCCCAUGCAGCAUUCUAACACUCUUCCGCUCUCCUCGGCGAACAGUACCGGCAAGUUCCUCUCGCCUCAGACAUCUCUACCAGAGGCCACUCAUCAUCUUAGUCUAAACAGGAACGUUCAGAGGAACAGGAGCUUCAACCGCAAGGACAGGCGUAGGAAGUCCCUGGAACACCUUGGUCUUGGGGUCAGACUCAUCCAACGUCUCCCCAACCUCACCCAUAAUAACUCUCUAGAGGCCGACUCCCUCUACAGGACGUCCGUCAAGUCAGCCACCCUGCAUCCCGUCUGGAACGAGACCUUUGAUAUUGAGCUGAACAGAAUAGACGGUGAGUUGAUAAUCACAAUGUGGGACCUGGAUGAGGAGACUAGUCUGUGGGAUGCAUGCAAGAGCCUGGAAGCAGAUCACAAGCUGGCUGGCAUCAAAAACAUCUUCCGGCACAUGAAGCACGGCAUCAACAAAUGCACGGAUGACUUCUUGGGUCAGGUCACCAUACCCCUGGACAAGAUCGAGGCUGCCACCAUCACCGAGGACUGGUACCGGCUCCAGAGAGGUCACGCAAAGGUCAUGAGCUCUCAGGUGACCGGCAAGCUGCACCUCAAGAUGCACUACCUCAGGAUGAAGUCUGAGAACCCUGCAGAGACGGAUGAGAGGGCACUGUCCUACUACCACCAGCUGGUGACCGCUGCUCAGAAACAUGAUGCCGGAAAACAUAUUAAGAAUAAGGACACUCCAUGGGAUGGGAGACUGAGUACGCUGAGCCACCAUGUUCUCAAUCAGUUUGCAGUACAGAGUGGAAUCAGCAAACUAUCGCAAAACAUCAUAUAUCUGUCGGCCUUACUGGAGUUUCAGUUGGAGUUCACCCGCAAGUUGAAAGAAAUGGAGAUGGCGUCCCCGGACCCCAUCAUGCAGCCGUCGCCCGUCGAGAGUGGCUUUGACGAGACAGACUCUAUCUCCUCGCCCUACACUCCGACUCCCAACAACAACAAUCACAGCAAUCGUAGUCCUCAAAUUGGCAACCUGCCGGAGAAGAUGGAUCCGCCAAAGGAUGAUGAGGUCAAGCAGAGGUCACCGAGCAGGUCGAAGUUCCGACUGCAGCGGGAUUCAGUGUUCGAUCACGGCGACAACUUUGUCCCUCAGUUGAUGGGUAGCGAUAAACUUGGGGGAAUGGUCAACGACCGAUUGGUCAGGGAGGCCCUCUACAAGAUCCACGCAGAGAUGAUGGCCGAAUCUGCAGUGACCAUCUACGGCAGCGACCCCAAAGGUGUGGCAACACUCUUUGAGAAGAGACCCGAGUGGCUCCGCUUUGAAACUGCUAUUGUGGAAAACUCGAUCAGUAGUUACAUCUACGAGUGCUUGGCCAGUCUUCCAGAUUGUGAAUCAUUCUUUCCUCCCAACAACCUCAUUGGGCUUGACAAUGCCAACAAGAACUGCAAAUUGCAGUUGCUGCAGAACCUUCUGUCGAUGCGUAUUUGGCGUGAUCAUAAGACCCCGGUCCAUCGGCUGGUGAUGAAACUCCUAGAGUCGGUGGUACGCAAUGAUACCAGGAAGCACAUCCUCACUGACCUUGACUCGAUUCCAUUACCUGAAGGAUCUCUGAAACCAGGAGAGCUAGUUGAUCUAUUAGCGAGAUUCGCCGAGGUCUUGUCUCGAUUCACCAGCUACUGUAAGAGCCAGAACGAUUACAAGAACUUCUUCUCCAGAUUCGAUGUAGAUUUCUUUACAACUGUCACCAUAGAGAUUGACCGGCAGGUGUCCAAGUAUCUCCAGGACAUCAUCCUCAAGCGGCUGAACCAGUACCAGGCCCGGUAUAGACGCUUCCCUCAGAACAUUGCAGAAGCAAGCAAGGCAGGACUGGCCCUCUACAUGUCCGUCAAGAAUCUGGUUGCUAUCCUCAAGAAGAAUAUUUCCAAAAAGGAUAAACUGGGCCUAGAAGAGUGCUACGUCUGGUUCCAGGUCCCGCUCACCUACUGGUUGGUCACCUUUCAACAUGAGACCUUCAGUCGGGUCCACAAGGCCCUGGAACUUGACACAGAGGUCAAGUUGGUCCAUGAAGUGGUCAAGUAUUCCAACUCGGCCGUCGAUGUCCAGGCCUGCUUUGCGAAGGUUACUCAGGAAUGGCGGAGCAUUGGCUAUGAAAACCCGAACAGCCGCUGUAUGGCCAUUACAAAGCUCACUGAUCUGAUUUGUGAAGGGGCUAAGCUCUAUGCUUGUAAGAUCCACUGUAUCCUGGAAACCAAUGGAUUCUAUAAGACCAGCAAAGAUGGGCAGUUUGAUAUCAAGGAUAAGCUGUGCAUCACCCUGAACAACAUUGAGCAUGUCAGGGGCUAUCUCGACAACCUGCCCACCCUGCUGGAGUGGGAGGCAAACUGCAACCAGCUGGCCGCCCACCACCAGACGGCCGCAGCGGGCAAGCUGACCCUCAGCACCCUCAAGCGCUUGACCCAGAGGGCGUGUCACGACAUCCACUACAUGUCCAGCCUCCUGGAGAGGAAGAUCGCCUACAGGCUCAGCCAGGAGGUCAACAAACAUCUCGACAAGUUUGUCAACCCACAGAAGGGUCACACCAGUGAUGAGUGUAUGGAAGAGCUCCUGGACUAUAUAGAUGAUAACCUAGGAACUCUUUACAAGCAGCUGCUUCCUCAGAUCUUUCCUCGCCUAGUACAGGAACUCUGGAAUGCUCUGCUGACCAGCAUCAGGUCCAGGAUCCAGGAAGGCAGACCACCGGGCUACUACAAGAGGCUGCAACAGAGCUUGGACUCUCUGGAGGCCUACUUCCAGAGGCCGGGCAUCGACCUGACCAGUUCCAAGACCCGGACGGACGAGUACCACGCCAUCCUAGAGAAACUGGAGCCUAACACCAGGUCCACGUUCAGUCUGUUGGCCCUGUACUAUCGGGACCUGGCCCUGGACAUGGCCACACCUAUGGCCUAUCUGGGUCAUGUCAGCAUCAAGAUGGCGUAUCAUGAGGUACCGGGUGACAUGAGGUCACUCUCGGUCAAAGUGUGUAAUGCAGUGGAUCUCCCCGGGGUUAAGAGAAGUGGUUUGAGUGACCCAAAGAUCAUCGUGGAGAUUUGUCCAGAGACAACCUUCAACAAAGUCUUAGCUUUCAAGACUGCGGUCAAAUAUAAAGAAGUGAACCCAGUUUUCAAUGAAGUCUUUCAGUUCGGUGCGCUGCCUGAAGAGGCGUUUGAGCUGGACACGGUGAUCCUUUCGGUGACGGUGGUCGAUCACAACACCGUGGUCUGCGACAGCUUCCUCGGUGAGGCCUUCAUCCCGCUUCAUCAGGCAAGGCCGGUGACGGAGAAGCAGACCGUAGACCACUGCCCUGCUGUCAUGCUGGCCCUUAAGAGGCCUAGGAGACACAGGGGUCAUGUAGAGAUCCUGAGGAGCAGGAGCAAGUGGGACAAGAGCGCCAAACAGUUCAUCACCAAGCGAACCUGGGCCAUCCAACAGCAGAGACAAAGAACAGACAAGAAGAUUGUCUCUCGACAUAACCACAAUGCAUUCUUCCCAGAAUGAGGUCUCCUGGAUGAUCUUGGAAGGCCACUUGGUUGAUCUCUGUAACCAAGGCAUCAUUCCUGAAGCAUCUACCAAUCAAGGAAGGCUUGCUCUGCUACCCUACCAUAAUGCUUUCUGCCUCUGAUCAAGGAACGAUCAUACAAAGCAGCCAUUUUGUUUCUGAAAAGUAUCUUUGAAGAAAGACAUACUUUGGUACCAUAGAAGUGUUGUAGUCAAGUAGAUAUAUUACUAGACUAUUGAUUGACUGGUUCAUGGUCCAAAUCCCAGCUGCAGCAGUAAGACAUUAGUCUACAAUUGCCACUCUCCACCCAGGUUUAGUAGAUGGAUAGCUGGUAGGAAGGUAUUCCUUGAAUGCUUUCAGUGUCCCGGGAUAGCCCAGCUGAAGCCAGCACAUUAGUAGUACUUUUUCAAGCGCCUUGCAUGAGCAUCCCCUGGGAUGGAUUUGUGCGUAAUAAAAUAUGUAGCUACUUAAUGUUCACCACACACAUGUAAAACCUAUGAGGAUUUGUUGUUCGCCACACACACACACACACACACACACACACACACCAUCUUCAAGUUCUAAAAUCGAGCCAUUGGAUGUUGAAGGGUCCUUGUGUAGGGCAGUAUCCGCCAUGAUCUAACUUUCCUAUCUGAUAUUUACACAAAAAUUCACUGAAAAUCAUGGAUAGCUUAUCGAAUGAUCUUGCAUAUAUAUAUAUAUAUCAUUUUAUACAAGGAAAAUACUAUCACUCCAAUUUGCCUUCUGCAACCAGGGCCCCAUCUUAUGAAUCAAUUGCAAGUUCUACAAUCAAUUGCAGUUUGCAAUCUCCUAUCUCUUAUGUACAUACCGUAGUUGCAAUUGAUAUCAAUUGCAAAUGAGUUGCGAUUGAUAUCAACUCUUUAUAACUGUACAUGGGGUUCUGAGACAAGUUACGAAUGUAUAAUUCUUUAAUUUAUAGCUUUUUAAACAAAUGUCUGUGUAACAUAACUGUUGAAUUAAGAGCCAGUACUGAACAUUGCAAUGGUUAAAGUUUUAUUUUCGUACUCAAAACUUUUAUUCUUACUAGCAGGUCUGGUUUGUUAUAUUUUACCUUAUUUUUAAGAAAAAGUAUUCAUCAACAUGGAAAAUUACCCCUAUUCACAAGAUAUGAACGUGUUCUUUGUAAUGCAUGCAAUCUAUUAUUUAUUUGUAAAAAUUUGUAUCAGUGCUUCAUUGAAUAUGAUAUGGUACACUGGUAUCUUUGAGAAAAAAAUGUGAAUGGGGGUUACUUUUUAUGGGGAUUUUUAUGUUAUGUCUUUCCAAUUCUAUUUUUUUGUACCGCUAUGUAUCAUUUCACACGAAUAAAUUUAUCAUGAUAAUAAUAAUAAUAGCUCACAUUUAUAAUGCAUCUAAUACUUUGUUUCUAAUCAUCAUUGAAGUAAGAGCGGGGUGCAGCAUUAUAUUAUUUAGAUUAAUGUCAUAUCUUCUGCCUUAAGAAGCAAGCUGAUCUAGAACUCAACAACACAGGUACCCGUUUUGUAGAUUUUGAACAAGUUUUUGAUGGAAAGUUUGAAUUUAUUUUUACGGGAAUAUCUAAAUGACAAUCUAAAUAGAUCAGUUCAGGUGGUUUUUUGCCAAUGUUGAACGUGUAAGUAAAAUUUUGUAGUAAAAUGAUAAUAUAGAGAUUUCUUACAUAUUCCCUAUACAUACUAUAAAUACUAUACAUAUAAAUUUGCUAUGCAAUUUAUUUUAUAAUGUUGAUAGUUGUAAUAUAUGCUUAAACAAAAUUAAGAUUUUCUUUUUAAAAAAAUGUUAAGCCAUCUAUUCCUUCAUAGGAUUGAGGUUUCUUUAAAAAAAAAAAUGAAUUAUUCCAUCAAAUUCGUUUUCAACCCUAUUUUAAAUUUUAAUCUGGAAUGCUGGUAAGACAUAAGUCUGCCUUUACCACUCCUCACCCAGGUGUAAGUGGAUACCUGAUGUCCUUUUGAUGUAAAUUUAGUUUUAAUAGAAGCAGAACAAAAUGAGAGAAACAGGUCAGUGAAAGUUUGAGCAAAAACCAAUUAAAUGUAAGAAAGCUAUGAAUUUUUAAGGUUUAUUCAAUCAAACACCAAUUGGCAAUUCUGUGAUGUAUCUUGCACAAUCCCAUCCCAUUUGCCCUGUAUUAAAAAGCGUUAACCCUAAUCAGGCCGGGGGCGGUACGGUAAUACAUUGUGGAUUAUCUGAGUAGUUAUUUGCAACUGGCAGAGGGCAUUAAUGAAUAAUAUUUAUUGUAUAAGCAGUGUUGAUAUAUUUGUAAUACCUAUAUAUUCUAAUGCAAUAUGCUUGGGAUAAUCUGUAUAAAUAUAUUUUUCUACAUCAUAUUGAAUAUAUUACAAAUAAAAACAUAUAG